This is a messenger RNA of Molossus molossus (Pallas's mastiff bat), 828 nucleotides long. It is a transcript of the gene PRDX5, whose product is annotated as peroxiredoxin 5. Lineage: Eukaryota; Metazoa; Chordata; Mammalia; Chiroptera; Molossidae. The coding region runs from base 51 to 689 and encodes 212 amino acids. The record is from RefSeq and is a predicted model, not a curated record. Gene Ontology annotation, molecular function: thioredoxin peroxidase activity. Gene Ontology annotation, biological process: cell redox homeostasis; hydrogen peroxide catabolic process; cellular response to oxidative stress. The transcript has 6 exons. Gene Ontology annotation, cellular component: peroxisome; cytoplasm; mitochondrion.
GGGCGGAGCCGGGGGCUGUGGCCUGGAGACGUCGUGUGGGGCUGACCGAGAUGUGCGUCCUGGGCCGCCUAUCCGGCUCGAUACUCGCUCGGGCGGCCUCCAUCCGUUGUGCGGCAGCGGCGGGAGGCAGAGGGUGCCUGGAGGAAGGCUUAGAGUGGACGCUCAGCAGAGCCCGCGGUUUCAGAAGCGCCGCUGUCGCUAUGGCCCCGAUCAAGGUGGGAGAUGCCAUCCCAUCUGUGGUGGUGUUUGAAGGGCAGCCUGGGAACAAAGUGAACCUGGCAGAACUGUUCAAGGGCAAGAAGGGGGUGCUGUUUGGAGUCCCAGGGGCCUUUACCCCUGGUUGUUCCAAGACCCACCUGCCAGGAUUUGUGGAGCAGGCUGGAGCUCUGAAGGCCAAGGGGGCCCAGGUGGUGGCAUGUCUGAGUGUUAACGAUGUCUUUGUGACUGGAGAGUGGGGACGAGCCCACAGCGCAGAAGGCAAGGUUCGGCUCCUAGCUGACCCCACUGGGGCCUUUGGGAAGGAGACAGAUUUGUUACUGGACGAUUCGUUGGUGUCCCUCUUUGGAAAUCGAAGGCUCAAGAGGUUCUCCAUGGUGAUAGAUGAUGGUGUGGUGAAGUCCCUGAAUGUGGAGCCAGAUGGCACAGGCCUCACCUGCAGCCUGGCUCCCAACAUCCUCUCGCAGCUCUGAGGCCCGGGGCCCAGACAUACUCCUUCUACCCUUUCCUGUUACACCUGCUCAGCCAGGGGCAGAGGAACCCAGUCCAGCCCCAGCAGGGCCACCCAGUUGAAGCCUUGGCCAGAUUUUUGCAAUAAACACUUCUGGUUCA